AUGCCUUUAGAAUCUAUAUGGGCCGAUGCCCCUGACAAAGAACCAGUAAAGAAGCAGAAGCCCAAUCACAGGCGGAAUACCGAUAACAAGAAUAUUAACAAUAAAGGAAGUGGUGAAGGCAAAUCAAACAAUAGGAGAAAAGACACCGAGAACAAAGUGAACAGUAACAGAAGAAAUGGUGAAAAUAAGACAAAAAAUAAAAUAAAAGAAACGCCUAUUAAGCAAAAGAACCGAACUCGCAGCCAGGGUAAAAUAUCGCCUGUGACUGAUCCACUAGCAAUAAAUCCAUUUUCUCAGAAGAUUACUGAAGUGUCUCCCCCACCAAUAUCACCUAGCAAGAAUAGGCCUGCUAAAACAAAAUCUAAAUCGGAUAGUCCUUCCAAGAUGAAACUGUUAAAAAAGAAAAUUGAAGAACAAAGAGAGAUAUUGCAGAAGACUCACCACAAUAAACAACAACAGCAGGUGCUGAUGGAUUUUCUGAACGAUGAGGGAAACUCCAACUGGGUUGACGACGACGAAGAAGAGCUGAUUCUUCAGCGUUUGAAAACCUCUUUGAAAAUAUGA
Molecule: messenger RNA, 564 nt
Organism: Saccharomyces kudriavzevii IFO 1802
Lineage: Eukaryota; Fungi; Ascomycota; Saccharomycetes; Saccharomycetales; Saccharomycetaceae
Gene: GFD1
Product: Gfd1p
Exons: 1
Coding region: 1-564 (187 amino acids)
Source: RefSeq, a predicted model, not a curated record